Messenger RNA from Lytechinus variegatus (green sea urchin), 1355 nucleotides. RefSeq names its product serine/threonine-protein phosphatase CPPED1-like. The coding region runs from base 367 to 1257 and encodes 296 amino acids. Gene Ontology annotation, molecular function: hydrolase activity. The transcript has 6 exons. The record is from RefSeq and is a predicted model, not a curated record. Lineage: Eukaryota; Metazoa; Echinodermata; Echinoidea; Temnopleuroida; Toxopneustidae.
ACUCUUGCAUUGCGACACCAAAUCGGGAAAAUUAUGAUGUGGCUUCAGUCGCGUGUUCGAGGAAGUCGGAAUUGGAGAUUAGAACGAUGUGUAUUAAGUCCACUAAUGACUGAUGCGUUUAUAUGUUUAUCAUAGAAUUGGGAGGCCAAUUUUCAAACGGAUAUAGAGAUUUUUACUUUUGAAGUUGAAGCACAAUAAAUCGUGACUGAGCGGAAGCGGAGCUCGAGGCGGUUUUCCUCCGACAUAACUACCCGAAUCGUGGCCGAAGCACAGUGUUAUCAACCAGCUGAAGAAAUCAUUCACCGCGCUGAUUGAAAGGAAACAAAAAUACGAGUUGCUUUUUGUUCACGCAUUUAAGUCCAAGAAAUGACUGACUUCAAGAUAGAAGCUAGGGAUCGCCAAUACCAUGGAUUCACAGGUAAUGAAGAAUCUUGGGAAGGUCCGUACAUGUUUGUGGUGGGAACUGAUCCACAGUAUGGCAUGAUUGACACCAUGGCCGGCAAGGAAGACAUCACUUGGGAUCAGGAGGUGGCGCUAACAAGACAAGCCAUCGAAGCAGUCAACGCCAUGACACCAAGGCCAAAGUUUUUUGUAGUGUGUGGGGACCUUGUUCAAAGCUGUCCAGGAGAGUACCUUCGGGAUGAGCAAGAAGCAGACUUCAUCAAAGAGUUCUCAAAGCUUGAUCCUGAGAUCCCUCUUGUUCUGGUCAGUGGUAACCAUGAUGUUGGUAGAAUACCGGAUGCGGCAUCCAUUGCAGCUUACACAGAAAGGUUUGGAGAUGAUUACUAUGGUUUCUGGGCUGGUGGUGUUCGGUUCUUAGUCCUCAACACUCAGAUGUACCAUGAUGACAGUAAAUCCAAAGAGAUUAGAAAGCAGCAUGAUGAUUGGCUGCUUCAAGAACUGGAAGCAAUCAAAACGUCAGGAUGCAAGCAUGCAGUGGUAUUCCAACACAUAGCAUGGUUUCUCCAGGAGCCAGAUGAAGAGAAAGUCUAUUUCAAUAUUGAAAAGGAAUUCCGCCUAAAGAUGCUGGAAAAAUUUAAUGACGCUGGAGUGAAGGUUGUUUUCUCCGGUCAUUAUCACCAAAAUGAUGGCGGAUUCUACAAGGGGGUUGAGCAGGUGGUGACCUCUGCGAUGGGCUGGCAACAGAGGGCGACAGACAUACCAGGUAUCAGGAUCGUGAAGGUAAAGGAAGAGGGUAUCACACAUCAGUAUUAUGAGAUGGAUCAUAUUCCAACGACAAUAAGCUUGAAAGAAUAAAGAGUAGAAAAACAACAGGGUAGAAAUGGAUGGAUAUAUUUUUUAUCUAUUAAUCUCAAGUAGGUAUGUAUGAUGGUGUUAAGGGUCUAUUUUAAGCA